AUGGCUGCAGAUGAAUGUAAAAUUAAAGUUGUAUGUCGUGUUCGUCCGUUAAACGACAAAGAAGAACGUGCCAGAAGCAAAAGUGUUGUUAAGUUCCCAAGUGAUCAUGAUGACAAAGAUUAUGUAUUUGACAAAGUAUUUCGGCCUGACGCUACUCAAGAAAAAGUGUACAUUGAAGCUGCUAAAGAAAUUGUCGAAUAUGUAUUGAAGGGAUACAAUGGGACAAUAUUCGCUUAUGGUCAAACAUCCAGUGGGAAAACACAUACAAUGCAGGGCGUACUAAACAAAGAAAAUGAACAGGGUAUAAUUCCAAGAAUCGUUCAAGAUAUAUUUAAUCAUAUUUCUACGUUUUCCACGUCAAAUCUUCAAUUUGAAAUAACAGUAUUGUCAAAAACUAACCUUGCUGUUCGUGACGAUAAAAACAGAGUUCCAUCCGUCAAGGGAGUCACUGAGUGUGUUGUCUCAUCACCCAGAGAAGUCUUUAAAACAAUUGCAGAUGGAAAAAAGAAUCGUCAUACAGCCGUGACAAAUAUGAAUGAGCAUAGUUCUCGUUCACAUUCUGUCUUCUUAAUCAAUGUCAAACAAAAUAAUGUGGAAACAGAGGAAAAAUUAAAAGGACAACUUUAUUUAGUUGAUUUGGCUGGUAGUGAAAAUGUAGCAAAAACUGAUGCCGCAGGACAGAUGUUGAAUGAAGCCAUAAAUAAUAAUUUAUCCUUAUUCGCACUUGGAAACGUUAUAAAAGCAUUAGUCAGAAAAACAUUAACCGAUGGACCGAAACCUUACAUACCUUUUCGUGAUUCAAAAUUAACUCGAAUACUAAAAGAAUCGUUGGGCGGUAAUGCACGUACAAUAAUAAUUCUUUGUUGCUCGCCAGCUAGUAUCAGUGAAUCACAAACAAAAUCAACACUCAAAUUUGGACAGCGGGUUAAUAAAGAAUUGACAGCUGAAGAAUGGAAACGUCAUUAUGAAAAAGAAUGUGAGAAGGCAGCUCGUCUCGAAAAGCAACUUAGUCUAGCAGAAGCUGAAUCAGAACAAUGGGAUAAAGAACGAACAAAGUUGCAUCAACAAAUAGAUGAACAGGUGAAUAGACAAGAUAUUUGA
Molecule: messenger RNA, 1101 nt
Organism: Didymodactylos carnosus
Lineage: Eukaryota; Metazoa; Rotifera; Eurotatoria; Philodinida; Philodinidae
Source: the annotation of a GenBank genome assembly